GUGCAUUUUAUUUACUAGCUGUCAGCGAUAAAAUAAAGUCAAUAUCAACAAUGUUCUUCCGUUGCCUACGAGGGCGUUUUGGCAGAAUUUUUGCGUUGGUUUUCUUCGUGCUUGCAGUUUUGGAGGCAACAGAGUUCGAGGGUCGACCCCAGAAGAUGCGGGAGAUUCGGGCAACCGUGGGUGAUUUGGCCUGGAAGGGAAGGACCUACCUGGGCAGCCUGGUCGGGGAGCAGACGUAUCUGUCAGUGGAGAAGGAUUUCUCUCAGGUUACAGGUGUGGUUGCUGAAAGUGUGGCUAAUCAUCUAAAUGCAGUACUACAGUACAUCUCACAAUUCCUGCAGGCUAAUGAAAUUCAAGUUGAUCUCCCCAUCAGCAAAGUCACCCCAGAAGGACUGAUCUUUAUUGCACAGUGGCUUCUCAAGGUUCUUUUUUGGUACUGCUUAAUUUCUCAUGUCUUCCAGUUGAUUGGUUGGUUGCUUGUACGGCUGCUGAGACUCAUGCUAAAGCUGCUGAGAGUCAUGGUGGCUUGCUUGCUUCCAGGCUGGUCGGGAAAAUUGUUUGCCUGGAGGAGCAAGUUGAAAUCCUGGCCAAAGUUGAAGGGGGGAAUAAAAUUGAAAAGAAAAGAAGAGCAGCCAAAAAAAUUGAAAGAUUGA
Messenger RNA from Oreochromis aureus, 653 nucleotides. RefSeq lists its product as uncharacterized. The coding region runs from base 51 to 653 and encodes 200 amino acids. The record is from RefSeq and is a predicted model, not a curated record. NCBI's taxonomy places the organism in Eukaryota, Metazoa, Chordata, Actinopteri, Cichliformes, Cichlidae. The transcript has 3 exons. Gene Ontology annotation, biological process: cellular response to gamma radiation; intrinsic apoptotic signaling pathway in response to DNA damage by p53 class mediator.